Clonostachys solani is the source of this 3906-nucleotide messenger RNA. Lineage: Eukaryota; Fungi; Ascomycota; Sordariomycetes; Hypocreales; Bionectriaceae. The record is from the annotation of a GenBank genome assembly.
AUGGCGGCGAGCGAGGCCAUGCUCGACGAGACACACGUGUCCUUGAGUCGGGUUUCUAGCGAUGAUAAUUCCUAUACCUUCGGCCGUAUCGGGGCUCACAAUAUUGCCAUGGCAUGUUUGCCCGCUGGAGGCACCGGGAAAACUUCCGCUGCGAGGGUAGCGAGCAACAUGCAACGGACGUUUACCAACUUGCGGCUUGGCCUAAUGGUGGGCAUUGGAGGAGCGGCACCUAGCCAAGCGAGAGACAUCCGCCUAGGUGAUGUUGUGAUCAGUCAUCCAAAUGCAACGUCUGGAGGAGUCAUCCAGUAUGAUUUUGGAAAGUCUGUUCAAGGGGGCCGAUUUGUACAGACGGGGACAUUGAACAAACCGCCGAGGGUAUUGAUGACAGCUGUGUCACAGUUGCAAGCAAAAUAUCAAAGAGAAGGAUCUGGACUGUCGCGCAGCUUAUUGCAAAUGACUGCAAGAUACCCCAAUAUGACGGCCUUUUACUCCCACCCUGGCGUUGACAGUGACAUUCUUUAUGAAGCUCUCUACGACCACCCCGAAGGUAAUACAACUUGUUUGGAGUGUGAUCCCAGCAGGAUAGUACAGCGACCAAACCGUCCCUCAGAAGAUCCAGUCAUUCAUCUUGGUCUAAUUGCAUCUGGGGAUCGGGUCAUGCGGGACGGUGCUACAAGGGAUCGGUUGCAACGUGAGAAGCAGGUGGAUUGUUUCGAGAUGGAGGCUGCCGGCUUGAUGGACGACUUUCCUUGCCUCGUCAUACGUGGUAUCUGUGACUAUUCUGAUUCACACAAGAACAAAGCGUGGCAGCCAUACGCAGCAUCAACCGCAGCAGCAUAUGCUAAAGACCUACUUCAUACCCUCGAAACUAGUAAACACGAUGACGCGAGCUCUGAUGUUGACCUGGACCGAGAAGACAAGGCUACUGCUCAAGCUUGCCUAGGCGAUCUCUUCCAGACCGACCCAGUUGUUGACAGAGACACACUGAAACGCAAAAAAGGUGGCCGCGCGAAUGGAACCUGCGAGUGGAUUCUGGACUCGGAUGAAAUUGUUGGAUGGCUUGAUCCCGAACAAAGAGGGGGCGCGGUAACCGAAAUGUCUAAUGUCCUUUGGCUCCACGGACAUCCAGGGACAGGAAAAUCUACAGUAGCCAUCUUCUUAACCGAGCAGCUUUCCAUCGAAUUUUCUUCAACCGAUUCGAAGACCUUGGGAUAUUUUUUCUGCGACUCAGGCUUUGACACGAGAAAGACAGCUACAUCAGUUAUCAGAGGCUUGCUCUGGCAACUCCUGAAGAAGUAUCCUCGACUCAUUCACGAAUAUGUGCUUCCCAAGUAUACGCAAUCCAAUAAAGAAAACAGAGGAAAGCUUUUUGACUCUUUUGACGUUAUGUGGCCUAUGUUCAUAGCCGCUGCGGCAGACAAUGAAACAGGCCAAAAGUACUUUAUCAUUGACGCAUUGGAUGAGUGUGACGAAGAAUCUCAAGCUACUUUGCUACGGCAAUUUGAUCAAACAUUUUCCUGCCACAACAACAUUGAAAAUGUGCAUAUUUUGAUUACCAGCCGACCAUAUCCGGAAAUUGGCGAGUACUUGGAACGGUUCACAAACAAGGACCUGGGCUCAUUUCCACAGCGACAGCAAGAUAUUGAGCGAUUCAUUAAGGAAACUGUCGCAGAGCUCUCUAGAAGAAAAAGUUACACACCCAAAGUCAGGGAACAAGUCAGCAGCAUCCUCAAACUCAAGGCCGAAGGUACCUUCCUCUGGGUCGGUCUGGCUUGCAAGGAGCUAGAACAGGUUCUUUCAAGACACGCCAUUCGAGUGUUGCAGCAGCUGCCCAAAGGCCUUUACCCCCUUUACCAAGAGCUCUUGAACAAGGCGCGUGGAGAAAAUGACGUAAACUCAGAUACUGUGCAAUGCAUCAUGAGCUGUGUUGCAGUAGCCCUCCGGCCAUUGACGGUGGGGGAGUUGUCUGAUGCUUGCCAUCUCCAUUUGGAAGAAGAAGACGUCGAAACGCGACUACAGUACACGCAAGACGAUAUUGCGUCCUGUCGGCUCAUGGUAAUUGUUCAGGAUCAAGAGGUACUGCUUUUACAUCAAUCUGUGAAGGACUAUUUAAUAGGCGGUGGUUCCCAUUUCUUCGUCAAGGAGCUCGAUGCACAUGCCCGCCUAGCCUACCGCUGCGUCGAUAUUGCCUCCAGGAGCUUGCGAGAUGACCGACGAGUGCUGGGAAACUUUAGAGAGUAUUCGAUGAAGAAUUGGCCAAACCACGCUCGCAUGGCGCGGUCAAGUUUUGACAUUAAGCAUUCGCGGGCCGAAUUCUUCAGCGCAACCUCUGAGAGCCGCGAGCGGUGGCUGGAGUAUCUAAGAUCGGAAAAUUGGACCAAUAAUCACAGUGUUGCUUACCGGUUUUCUCUACUACAUGUCGCCGGAAGAUGGGGGAUAAGCUGCCUGGUGAAUCAUUUUUUUGCGUUGCAUGGCCGGAGUGACUUCGAUCGCGAACCCGAUUGCAUUGACGCCGCUGGCCAGACGCCACUUCAAUGGGCUGUUCGGUCGGGCUAUGUGGACGUGAUUACAGUUCUGCUCAGUCGUGGAGCCAAAUUGACACCGGGGGUGUUAGCACUCGCAGUUUCAAAUCAGGAAAAGGGCCCAGAGAUUAUGGCAAGCCUUGUUGGCCAAAUGACAGAGAAGGUGGCCAUUACCAAAGAAGUGGUGGAGGCUGUAGCUGGAAACACUCGAAGUGGAAGAGAGACAAUGUCAGAGCUUUUUAAAAGACGCACAGAGUUUAUCACUAUCACUGAAGAGACAGUAUCGAGCGUUGCUAAAUGGCUUGAUGGUGAGGUAAUGGUAAUGGUUCUGGACCAAAACAAAGAGAACACACUCAUUACAGGAGAAGUGGUGAAAGCUGCAAGGAGCAAUGAAACCUCUGGCAAGAAUGUAAUGUCCACUCUGCUCAAGUCUCACAGGAGAAAAGCCGUCAUCACCGAGGAGACGAUUUUAAGUGUCGCCAGAAGCUUUGAUAAGGAAAUUAUGAGAACACUUAUGGACCAAUUGGGCAGAGAGAUGGUCAUAUCCGAGGAGAUCUUUGUAGCUGCUGCGGAGAAUUGUUGGUAUGGAAGGGAGGUGAUGGCGUUACUUCUGGAGCAAGCCGACCACCUGGUUGUUACAGAGGACAUUGUGCAAGCGGCAGCUGGGAAUUAUUGGAGUGGGAGGGAAGUCUUGAUUCUGCUUCUUGAUAGCCCAGCAGACUGGCACAACACUAAGAUGCGCACUCUAGCGAAAUCCUUUGGUAGGGAAGUGAUGCCGUUGCUUCUCGAGCGUCGAGGGGAUCACACCACCACUAAUGAAACUGCGACCAGCAUGACAUCUGAAAACUAUUGGGGCAGAAUGCUUGCCUCAAUGUUACCCAUGAUCCCGCUAAUGGAAGAGAAUGGAACCAGAUCUACGGCAGGGAAUCAGAGUCUGGAUCAACAAGAUCAUCCCGCCAAAUUAGAAAUUGAUACCUGCACCUGGUCUCUCAAUGAUGGUCCUUCAAUCACCCCCGAUGCGUCGAAGAAUGGGCCCCAUCAAACCUCCUUGAGCAUCUCGAAACCUCAGAUUAAUGGUCAAGACACCACGACGUGUGUCGGCCUAUCGCACAUUUACCCACCGGUCAUGCAUGACAAGGAGGACAAUGCCGGUCCAAAGCGCCGCCGAUUGACUCCACGGCUCUGCGACUCUGUUCAAACCGCCCAUGUCAGAGGUCUGCCCAUCAUGCAGAAAGGCUUUUCCGGAUCACCCUCAUCUACAUAUGAUCUGCAGGAGAAAGCCUUUUUCUAUGUUAAAACCAUUAUCCUUUCAAGAAUUUUCGUCGAUAAAGGACGCGGAAAUCCAAACAUGCGCAUCCUCUUACCACCUUCAACAAUGCGGUAG